Ambispora leptoticha is the source of this 767-nucleotide messenger RNA. NCBI's taxonomy places the organism in Eukaryota, Fungi, Glomeromycota, Glomeromycetes, Archaeosporales, Ambisporaceae. The record is from the annotation of a GenBank genome assembly.
AAUCGGCCUUUCAAAACAUAGAACGUCUUCUAUGUGGAACCUCAGUCAACCACCCCUGCUGCGAUGAUCGGGCUCCUUCAGGCUCGGCUGAGCCAAGCGAGGAUAAACGGAAGAGGGUAUCAACCAUUUUUGCGUUGUCACAAGUCAAAGACUUCUCCAGCACAUUGAAGUCUCUGCGUAAAGAGCUUUCACAACUGGAGUUGAAUCGGAUGGACAUUGGCCGGAAGGUGCUUGCAAGGGUCAGAAGCUCGUUGUCCCUGAACAAGGCCCUGCGAGCAACUAAUUUUGCGAAUACUACCAUUACUCCCGAGAAUGCAAUUCCACCAGGUGAGGCUAAGAAAAAAACUUUGGGCAUCUCUCUUCACAGCAGAAAGUUGUUUUUUCGAGAACCGGACACCGUCACAGCGUCUAUUACCGAACCAAGCUCUGAGGAUAACCCAGAAAUCACACCUUACACGGCAAAACCACAGCACAGGAACGGAGAAAGGACAUUGCCCGCAGGAUUGUUAGCGGAAAGGAGCGGAUUGUUGUUCGCCUGCAUGGCGCACAACACGAGAAAUGCAGCUGCGAACAUCGCUCUGUCUGGAGCAUCAGUCAUUCUAGCUGCUGACCGCCAACCCCUUCCUCCAUUUCGCCGCAAUGCCAAUCACACAAGGUACAACCUUGCAAACGGACUCCUUUCAGUCGUGACACCAGAAUCGGUUCCCCGAGAAUAUGGUAUAUGUUGGUGGUAUAUGAUCCAAUCAGUAAAAUCAAAUAAUAUGUAA